AUGAAAUGGUAUAUACAAGGGUUGGUGUUUGGAUACCUCAGUGCCCCCCAAAGAACUGGGAGGCAAGGUCGUGGUCUGGAGAGGGUAGACGGCCAUCAGGAGCACUCCACUCGACGGGUUCUCACUCGAUCGAGCUUGCUCUUGGACUCGAUCGAGUUGUGCCUCGAGUUGUCCUUCUUCCUAAAACCUGUUCCUGCAAGACUUAGCAAGAAAACAGAGAUAAAAGAUAAAGAAAAUGUACAAGAUAGACAUGGGAAUUCCUCCCAAGAUAUGGUUUGCAUCUAUGCCCAUUUCACUGUGAAUUCCUUCCCCUCUUGGUUGAGCAGACUUUCGUCUGGAGGUGGUUUCAUGUCAUUCGGACCAGCGGUUCAGAAGAUACGACGAUAUUGGUUGGACUCGACCCACCAGCUCGACCGGCCAGUUUCCAACUCGAUCGAGCUGCUUUCCCAGGAGUCAAAGUCAAACCCGAAAAAUGUUGCUUCCCUUUGA
Molecule: messenger RNA, 489 nt
Organism: Microthlaspi erraticum
Lineage: Eukaryota; Viridiplantae; Streptophyta; Magnoliopsida; Brassicales; Brassicaceae
Source: the annotation of a GenBank genome assembly